UCUGUUGGAUUCAAAAGCAAUUCAAGGAGAGCUGGGCUGGAUCUCUUACCCAUCACAUGGGUGGGAAGAAAUAAGUGGUGUCGAUGAGAACUAUACUCCAAUCCGAACAUACCAGGUUUGCAAUGUAAUGGACCAUAGUCAGAACAACUGGCUGAGGACAAACUGGAUACCACGUAACUCAGCUCAGAAGAUCUAUGUGGAGCUCAAGUUUACCCUGCGGGACUGUAAUAGCAUCCCACUAGUCCUGGGCACUUGCAAGGAGACUUUUAACUUGUAUUAUAUGGAAUCUGAUGACGAUCAUUCUGUCAAGUUUAGAGAACACCUGCUUACAAAGAUUGAUACCAUUGCUGCCGAUGAGAGCUUCACUCAGAUGGAUCUUGGGGAUCGAAUACUUAAACUCAACACAGAGGUUCGUGAAGUGGGACCUGUCAGCAGGAAAGGAUUUUACUUGGCUUUUCAAGAUGUGGGUGCUUGCGUUGCCUUAGUAUCUGUGCGAGUGUACUUUAAAAAGUGCCCUUUCACUGUAAAGAACCUGGCCAUGUUUCCAGACACGGUACCUAUGGAUUCUCAGUCAUUGGUGGAAGUGCGAGGCUCUUGUGUUAAUCAUUCCAAAGAGGAAGACCCACCCAAGAUGUACUGCAGUACAGAAGGAGAAUGGCUAGUUCCGAUAGGGAAGUGCUUGUGUAAUGCCGGCUACGAAGAAAGGGGCUAUGCCUGCCAAGCUUGCCGACCAGGUUUUUACAAAGCCUUUGCUGGAAAUAUUAAGUGUGCCAAAUGCCCACCCCAUAGUUCUACGAACAUGGAGGGAUCUAUGAACUGCAAGUGUGAAAAGAAUUACUUCCGAUCGGAUAGAGACCCUCCAUCUAUGGCUUGCACAAGACCACCUUCUGCUCCCAGAAAUGUUAUCUCUAAUAUCAAUGAAACAUCAGUCAUCCUAGAUUGGAGCUGGCCUUUGGACACUGGGGGCAGGAAAGAUGUCACUUUCAACAUCGUAUGCAAGAAAUGUGGAGGAACUACAAAGCUGUGUGAACCAUGUAGUGCUAAUGUAAGAUUCCUUCCACGUCAGAUUGGACUCACCAACACCACUGUGACUGUAGUGGACCUCCUGGCUCACACAAAUUACACGUUUGAAAUAGAUGCAGCUAAUGGAGUGUCUGACUUGAGUACCUUCACAAGACAAUUUGCUGCAGUUAGCAUUACAACUAAUCAAGCUGCUCCAUCCCCUAUUACAAUAAUUAAAAAAGACCGGACAUCUCGGAACAGCGUGUCUCUCUCUUGGCAAGAACCUGAACAUCCUAAUGGGAUCAUCUUGGACUAUGAAGUCAAGUACUACGAAAAGCAGGAACAAGAGACAAGUUACACCAUUCUGCGAGCAAAAAGCACCAACGUUACCAUCAGUGGCCUCAAGCCAGACACUACUUAUGUUUUCCAAAUCAGAGCCCGAACUGCUGCAGGAUAUGGGACCAACAGCCGCAAGUUUGAGUUCGAAACCAGCCCAGACUCUUUCUCCAUCUCCAGUGAGAAUAGCCAGGUUGUAAUGAUUGCUGUUUCAGCUGCAGUAGCAAUUAUUCUGCUCACAAUUGUGGUUUACAUCCUGAUUGGGAGAUUCUGUGGACAUAGUAAAUCAAAACAUGGAGCUGAUGAGAAGAGGCUGUAUUUUGGUAACGGGCAUUUAAAGCUCCCAGGCCUUAGAACGUAUGUCGAUCCACAUACAUAUGAAGAUCCCAAUCAGGCUGUCCAUGAAUUUGCCAAGGAGCUAGAUUCUUCCAGCAUAGCAAUUGACAAAGUUGUUGGGGCAGGUGAGUUUGGAGAAGUCUGCAGCGGUCGCCUAAAACUGCCUUCUAAAAAGGAAAUUUCAGUGGCCAUCAAAACACUGAAGGUUGGUUACACGGAGAAGCAGAGAAGAGAUUUUCUAGGAGAGGCAAGCAUCAUGGGACAGUUUGAUCACCCCAACAUCAUUCGAUUAGAAGGAGUUGUCACUAAAAGCAAACCUGUCAUGAUUGUUACUGAAUAUAUGGAAAAUGGCUCUUUGGAUAGCUUCCUGAGAAAACAUGAUGCUCAGUUCACAGUCAUCCAGCUAGUGGGAAUGCUUCGAGGAAUUGCAUCUGGCAUGAAGUACUUGUCAGAUAUGGGUUAUGUCCAUCGUGACCUGGCUGCCCGAAACAUUCUCAUCAAUAGUAACCUGGUAUGCAAGGUCUCUGAUUUUGGCCUCUCCCGUGUUCUAGAGGAUGAUCCAGAAGCUGCCUACACAACAAGGAAGAAGUCCUUCAUGCCCCAUGACUGGAAGACUCCUUCUGGAGGCAAGAUUCCAAUACGAUGGACAUCUCCAGAAGCCAUUGCUUACCGUAAAUUCACAUCAGCCAGUGAUGCAUGGAGCUACGGGAUUGUUCUUUGGGAGGUGAUGUCCUAUGGAGAGAGACCAUAUUGGGAGAUGUCCAAUCAGGAUGUAAUUAAAGCUGUGGAGGAAGGAUACCGCUUGCCACCACCCAUGGACUGCCCAGCUGCCUUGUAUCAGUUGAUGCUGGACUGUUGGCAAAAGGACAGAAACAACAGACCGAAGUUUGAGCAGAUUGUCAGCAUCUUGGACAAGCUGAUCCGUAAUCCCAGCAGUCUAAAAAUAAUCACCAGUGCGGCUGCAAGGCCAUCAAAUCUCCUUCUGGACCAAAGCAGCAUUGAAAUCUCAGCUUUCCGCUCAACAGGUGACUGGCUCAAUGGCAUUCGGAUAGGACAAUGCAAGGACAUAUUCACAGGAGUCGAAUACAGCUCUUGCGAUACGAUAGCCAAGUUUUCCUCAGACGACAUGAAGAAGGUUGGCGUGACGAUUAUCGGGCCACAGAAGAAGCUUAUUAGCAGCAUUAAAUCUCUAGAAAUGCAUACAAAGAAUAGCCCAGUGCCUGUGUAAACUACCAAAAUGUUGACACUCAGGACACAACAAGAGGAAGCAAGAAGAAGCGAAGGAAAAAGUCAUGGUGAUGAGCGAGGAACUGCGAGAUUUAAAAGGCACUCUUGUAACAAUGUGGGAAACAUGACAUUUGGGUAGAAUUUCAAGCCCACUAAGAGACUCAUAUGUUGAGUUAAAUUGCCUUAAAAUAGGAAUGAAAAACUUUUUUUUUCUAUCCCUUAUUCUUGAAGGAGGGGUGCUUUUUUCUCCCUUGUAAUAAUGGACUGCUCAAACAUAUAAUGCGUUUGAAAGAAAAUGUUUAAAAUGUUUUUAAAAUCCUUCCAUGUAACUUAGAGCCAUUCAGAUGCUAAUGGACUGGAUACCAUGAAAGGCAAACAAAUCAACUGUGGAUGUAAUGCUGUGUUUUGACCAAAUGUCAACAGCAACAAGGAAAAGAAAAACCCUUGC
Molecule: messenger RNA, 3349 nt
Organism: Elgaria multicarinata webbii
Lineage: Eukaryota; Metazoa; Chordata; Lepidosauria; Squamata; Anguidae
Gene: EPHA3
Product: EPH receptor A3
Exons: 17
Coding region: 128-2902 (924 amino acids)
Biological process (GO): protein phosphorylation; ephrin receptor signaling pathway; axon guidance
Cellular component (GO): plasma membrane; dendrite
Molecular function (GO): protein binding; ATP binding; transmembrane-ephrin receptor activity
Source: RefSeq, a predicted model, not a curated record